Messenger RNA from Elgaria multicarinata webbii, 2072 nucleotides. It is a transcript of the gene SRMS, whose product is annotated as src-related kinase lacking C-terminal regulatory tyrosine and N-terminal myristylation sites. The transcript has 8 exons. Gene Ontology annotation, biological process: protein phosphorylation. The coding region runs from base 231 to 1706 and encodes 491 amino acids. The record is from RefSeq and is a predicted model, not a curated record. Lineage: Eukaryota; Metazoa; Chordata; Lepidosauria; Squamata; Anguidae. Gene Ontology annotation, molecular function: ATP binding; protein tyrosine kinase activity; protein binding.
GCCAACUCGCACGCACAAGUGCCGCAGCGCCGAGACAGCAUCUCGUAGCUCUCCGUGUUGAUUUGAGGCAGGGGUGAGCGUGUGCGACGACGGCACUCCGAUAUUAGCAGAACAGAUGAAAAGGGCCGCCAUGAGGGCUAGGUCACCUUGCUUCUUUUCUUCGCGAAGCCCUUUGGAAUAGCACAACUGGGUCCUGCUUGAGAAAUCCUCAGCGACGACGCACGUAAGAGAUGGACCACUUCAUCAGGAAACACUUGGCUUUCUUCAACACCUUCUGGAGCAAAUGUCUGCCCAACGGCAGCCCAAAUAGCCGCUCUCUGGAGUUCUGGGACCCGGAGCCAGGAUCCCUCCACCCCACGCUGGAACCUGACCCUUCUGAGCCCGCUUCCUCCCUCUUUGGCGUGCUGUACGACUUCACAGCCAGGAGUGCGGACGAACUGAGCGUCAACAGAGGGGACAAGCUUUGUGUCCUCAGAGAAGAGGGAGGGUAUGUCUUAGCAAGGCGGCUCUCUGGAGAUCCAGAUGUGGGCUACGUCCCGGCCAAUUAUAUCAGCAAGCUCAGCCAGGAACCUGUGGCCCAACAGCUUUGGUACAUAAGUGGGAUCAGCAGAAACAAGGCCAAUCACCUCCUCCUCUCGCCUCCGAAUCGCCAUGGCUCCUUCCUCAUCCGAGACAGUGAGAGUAACAGAGGCGAAUACUCUCUGUCAGUUCGGAACCAUACCAAAGUGCGGCACUUCAGAAUCUACAAGGACCCUGGAGGAAGUUUUUACUUAGUUAAGGGCCACACGUUCGCAAGUCUGCAACAGCUGCUGGACUACUACACAAUCAACUGGAAGGUCAUUCAGAGCCCUUUGCUUCUGCCUUGCAUUCACAAGAGGCCUCCUGAGGCAGACCAAUGGGAGCGUCCCCGUUCGGAAUUCCAGCUCUGGAGGAAGAUGGGGGAAGGAUGUUUUGGAGAGGUGUGGGAAGGAAUGUGGAAGAACACCGUGCCGGUGGCCAUCAAAAUAAUGAAACAAGCUGACAUGAGGCAUGACUUUGCCAAAGAGAUCCGGAAUCUGAAAAGCCUGAAGCACGCCAGGCUGAUCAAGCUCCUCGCCAUCUGUUCCGUGGGCGAACCGGUGUACAUCGUCACCGAGCUGAUGAGAAAGGGCAACUUGCACAGCUACCUCAACAGUGUGGCAGGGAAGGAAUUAACCACGCAUCACCUGCUCAGCAUCUCUUGCCAGGUGGCUGAUGGGAUGACAUACCUGGAAGAUCAGCACAUCAUUCACAGGGACUUGGCUGCCAGAAACAUACUAGUGGGAGAUGACCUUUCUUGCAAAAUUGCUGAUUUUGGCCUGGCCAGGCUCUUAAAGGACGAUAUUUACUCCACCACUGGCAGUGCCGUGAUCCCUGUGAAAUGGACAGCACCAGAAGCAGCCGUCUACCAAACCUACUCAGCAAAGUCAGAUGUUUGGUCAUAUGGGAUUUUUCUCUAUGAGGUUUUUACAUACGGGCAAUGCCCUUACGAAGGGAUGACCAACCAAGAAACGAUCCAGCAGAUUACUCGGGGUUACCGUCUCCCUCGCCCCAACAGCUGCCCUCCCGAAAUUUACAGCGUCAUGCUAGAAUGUUGGAAGUGCCAUCCUGAAGACAGGCCAACUUUUCUCAACUUGAAGGAGAUGCUCUUUUCUAUUUACAAAUGGACCCAUCACCCGUUCUCUUGAAGGGGGAACAUCACCUGCGGUAUUUUAAAUGGACAGUAAAUACUGCACCUUCAGCAGGGUUAGCAGAACUGAUAGAAAUAGCCAGCUCAAGCCAGCCUUGGGCUCAAAGAACUUUCAUGGAUCUGAAGUCUGGAAUAUAUGAAGGCCUGAUUCUCAGGAGUUGCUACCGUGAAACACUCCAAUACUGGCUAGGGACAAGGCGCUGUGGAUUUGCUCAUGCAUCUGCCAGCCGAUAAUAAUUCACUAAAGAUACUGUGUAGCCGAGAUGUCAUUAUGAAAAGAAGCAGACAUUUAAUGCUCUCUUCGGGCAACCAAUGGACUGAUUUAUUUGCUAUGUGCACCAGUUGACUUCCAUUAUUCAAUAAA